This is a messenger RNA of Styela clava, 1812 nucleotides long. Its product is annotated as adhesion G protein-coupled receptor B1-like. The record is from RefSeq and is a predicted model, not a curated record. Lineage: Eukaryota; Metazoa; Chordata; Ascidiacea; Stolidobranchia; Styelidae. Gene Ontology annotation, cellular component: extracellular matrix. Gene Ontology annotation, biological process: proteolysis; extracellular matrix organization. Gene Ontology annotation, molecular function: metalloendopeptidase activity.
UAUUUUUCAGUUAUAUAGUAUAACAGAGUCAGAGUUGAAACGACUAACGUUACGAACUCUAUUCAAAAAUACAGUCAUGAAGAUUUUUAUCGUAUGCAUUGCUCUUGGAGUCGGUCUCGUUUCAGCUGAUCCUUACGAUCAUCCUCACCCACAGAAUGGGGAAUGGUCAAACUGGGGACCAUGGAUGGGCUGUUCAGUAACUUGCGGUGGUGGUAGCGACACAAGAAUGAGAACAUGUCAGUCUGGAACUUCCGGCGGCAUUGAGGACUUGCUGCCUCUUCUUCUUUUAUCCGGUGGAUUCGGUGGUGAUUCAAGCUCAGCACUCGAUAUGUUACUUCCAUUCCUUUUGCAAGGUGGUAACGGCGGAGGGUUUGGUGACAACCCACUUGCAAUGUUGGCACUUCUCGGAGGACUUGGCGGAGAUUCGACCGACAGCAGCUCAAGCUCAAAUUCUCUGUUGCCAUUACUGCUAAGUGGACAGAACAUUGAUCCAACACUUCUUCUUCUCUUGUCUGGAUCCAACUCAACAAUCGACCCACUCACACUACUUAUUCUCGGAGGCAUGGGCGGGCAAACUGAAACGCAGAAAUAUUGCUAUGGAUCACGAAUGGAAACAAGAACUUGUAACCAACAAUCUUGCCCAAGUCCAGUCAACUGCCUUUCACAGUGGGGACAAUGGGGUGAAUGUUCAAACGGUUGUGGAGCUGGAAACAAGAUCCGCUCUCGUACUUGCAAUUGCCAUGACUCUAUGUCUACAUACCGAUGCAACGGCGCUCAACUUUAUGAACACGCACAAUGCUCUUCCUAUGAUGCAUGCCCAGCAACCACAACCAGAAUCAUCACCACCACAACCAGACCCCCAGUCAACUGUCUUUCCCCGUGGAGCGAAUGGGGGGCAUGCCAAGCCACCUGCGGUUACGGAAUGAAAAGCCGAACUCGCAGUUGUAACUGCCACAAUCCUUCAACCGGAAUGCUCAACUGUAACAACGCAAUGCUUUAUGACCACACCUCUUGUUCUUCAGGAAUCCAGUGCGGCAUUGUUAUUCCCGAAACUCCCAUCCCAGCCACUGGACAAUGGGGCGAUUGGACCGCUUACGGCAGUUGCAUUCCAUCUGGAACCAGAUGUUACAAAGAGAGAACACGUACUUGCCCUGAUAAAAUGUGCGACGGAUCUUUCAAACAAUCUAUCGAAUGCACAUGCCCAUACUGCCAGGUCGAUGCUGAACAAAGACAGGAAUGUGGCUACGGUGGAAUCAGCAGAGAUGCUUGUAAGCAACAAAACAAUUGCUGCUAUGAUGAUUCUGUCCCAGGAACUAUCUGGUGCUUCAAACGCAACAACGCAUAAUCUCCGAAAGAGGAAAACUAUACCAAGACAAAAAGCCGCAGAUGAAUACAUAUGCCAAAAACUCAAGCACUAGAAUAAAAAUUUUAAACAUUAUAUAUUAUAUUUUACCUGUCAGUGCAUUGAAUUUUGGACGAUUUGUCGAGUUUUCUAUAUUUUUAUAAAAACGACUAUAUAAAAUUAAAUAAACUGAUUAUUAAAUUGAUAUCACUCACCAUUUAACGGUCUGUUUGAUGUUUUUCAACUGUCGCAUUUUACAUUUUACGUAUUUUGAUUACAUUAGCGAUUUGAUAACAAUUUUACCGUCAUUUCGGCUGGUUCGGUAUUUUCAAUCAUGGAUAUUUUCAAUCAAUUGUUUUCCUGCAUAUAAUUUUGGAAUGUGUCGAAUAUAUUGUCCAUGUGGUACCUUCGCUGAUUAAUUAAUUUGUUUGCAAUUUUGAUAUCCAGAAUAAAAGUGAUUAUCAUAUAAA